Cylas formicarius (sweet potato weevil) is the source of this 4222-nucleotide messenger RNA. RefSeq names its product cAMP-specific 3',5'-cyclic phosphodiesterase. Gene Ontology annotation, cellular component: nucleus; perinuclear region of cytoplasm; cytosol. Lineage: Eukaryota; Metazoa; Arthropoda; Insecta; Coleoptera; Brentidae. The transcript has 12 exons. Bases 852 to 3437 code for a protein of 861 amino acids. The record is from RefSeq and is a predicted model, not a curated record. Gene Ontology annotation, biological process: signal transduction. Gene Ontology annotation, molecular function: 3',5'-cyclic-AMP phosphodiesterase activity.
CGAUUCGUUUUAUCCCUAUCGCAGAAAUGUACGUCGCGUUAUUUCUCCUAUAUCCCAUUAACCUAAAUCUGGGUGUUAAAUCUGAUGUUAAAUAAACACAGGAAUACUUUUUUAAACCUAGUGGUCACACGUUUACAUCAAUAUUUACAAAUGGAACCAGUACAGUGCCUGUUUUAUGAUUGGUUCGUUUUGAGCACAUUUUUCCAUUUCAAAGGAAGUAAAAGUGUUAAAAAGUGACAUAAUUAAAUUGGAUUUAAAAGUAAUUGAUAAUCUGAGCUACUAAAACAUUGCUGCGCGGCUAUAAUAUUUACAUGAAUUUAAUACAAUCAAGUCAUGGGAUAAAUAAAUAUUCAAAUCGUCCAUCUAUUUAUUGCAAUUUACAAUGAUUCUAUCUCAGUUUUAUCGAUCGUAUAUGUGAUAUAUAGUAAUUCAAAAUAAGAGAUUGUAUCUAAAAUUUGCGUCAAUUUAAAAAGGACUGACGAAUUAUAGACAUUAAUAAAAGUGGGACAAACGAAAAUCAUUGGGUCGAUAGACUGUUGCGUGUUAGUUUUAAAACAUGUGUUUGAAAAGUGUUUCGGAUUAUUUUACGGUUAUCUAUCUGUACGAUUAAUAUUACUAUCAGACAUACUUAAACGAGAAAAUGAGCAAUAGCGAGUCGUCAUACAUGGCGUUUGUCGUGAAAAAUGAAUCAAAAAUUUCGCGAUUGCGAUUUGUGCAAACAGAAGCCGUUGGCAAUUGAACAUGGGCUGACUGGGUUCGCUUCUAAAUGAUAAUAGUGAUUGAUUGAAAAUAAUCCAGCAUGUAAUGAAAAAAUCGUCCUAUCGCCAUCAAAGAUGAUGUAAUUUUGUUUGAUGAAUCAUAUGAUGCUGACUAUAAUAUUCAUAUUAUGGUCAUUUAUUCGGAGUUUUGCAAAGACUGCCAAGUCGACGCCAGAAAAAUCUGCACCCAUCCCUCAAACUAUGGAACAGGUUCCUGAGGAAGAACCACCUCAUUAUUCACCGGAACCCACCUAUUCCCCUAGUCCAAGUCCUGAACCUGGUGAGCUUUUGAGUGAGAUGUCAAAUCCUACUAGCAGAAUUUCUAGCGAUAGUUACAGGUCAAGAUCAGAAUCUUCGCCGUACUUGACAAAAUUGCAUCACCAACAACAGAAAAACACUUCCAAACCUUCAACGACAACAUCGUCCAGAUAUUCGUUGUACUCGAGAGAAUCCUCUGUUGAAGUGGGCAACGAAAGUCGACAAUCCGUCACUAGCUUAUCGUCUUAUUCGACGUCGUCCAGACACUACGACUUUAUCGGUCAACGAUCGAUCGAUUCAAGAGCGAGCGUGACUAGUCUGUGGUCUUCAGACUUUUCAUCAAGAAGAGAUUCAGAAGCUGUUCGCGAGAAUGAAAUUGACUCGAGUGACUCUACCAGAGCUUCCUUUGCUUCGGCAGGAUCAUUAGUGUCUUCCGAUAACAAUAGGCGAUACUCUGAAGGAGUUGCCAAAAGAAGAAGGUCAUCGGCUCGAGCGGCACAAAUUAGAAGAUUUAUAAGAAGAGCACCAUUUAGCUACGAUAGGAGAACUACUGGAAGUUUUGAUGUUGAAAAUGGAGCGAGCCCAGGGCGUAGCCCACUUGACGGUUCCGCGUCACCUUCUGCGGGAUUGGUACUUCAAAAUCUCCCCCAACGACGGGAGAGUUUUCUCUACAGGUCCGAUAGUGAUUUCGAAAUGUCUCCCAAAUCGAUGUCGCGAAAUUCGUCCAUUGCCAGUGAAAGAUUUAAGGAGACCGAAAACAUUUUGGACAGAUCCCAUGGCGAAGAUCUUAUCGUCACCCCAUUUGCCCAAGUUCUCGCCAGCUUGCGAAGCAUUCGCAACAACUUUCAGUGUCUCACUAAUGUACCGUCGAAUAAAUCCAAGCGGUCAUCUGGAGCCGCCAACACUUGGUUUCCCCAGUCACGUAAUUUAACUCCCGGAGAUGACGCAUACAUGAAGCUGGCUACGGAAACUAUGGAGGAACUCGAUUGGUGUUUGGACCAAUUGGAAACUAUCCAAACGCAUAGAUCUGUAUCAGAUAUGGCUUCGCUUAAGUUCAAGCGUAUGCUGAAUAAAGAGCUUUCUCAUUUUUCCGAAUCCAGCAAAUCCGGGAACCAAAUUUCAGAAUAUAUUUGUUCAACUUUUUUAGACAAGCAACAAGAAUUAGAUAUUCCUUCUUUCAAUGUCGAUGAGGGCGCUGAACCAUCCAAAACAGUAGUCCAUGAGCGCCCUCGAGGUCCUGCUACAAUGUCACAAAUUUCCGGUGUGAACAGAAAACUAUGUCACACUAAUUCAUUCACUGGCGAAAAAUUGCCGACUUAUGGGGUUGAAACACUCUACGAGGAGGAUUUAGGAAAAUGUUUAAUGGAAAUCGAUCGCUGGGGAGUCGAUAUAUUCCGUAUCUUGGAAUUUAGUAACGAACGACCAUUGACCAGCGUGGCAUAUGCCGUAUUCAAUCAGCGAGAGCUUCUGAAAACUAUGAUGAUCUCUCCGAAAACAUUCAUCACAUAUAUUAUGACGGUUGAAGACCAUUAUGUAAAAGAAAACCCUUUCCACAACUCUCUACAUGCCGCUGAUGUAACACAAAGUACCCACGUGCUUCUCAAUACACCAGCUUUGGAGUCGGUGUUUACGCCGUUAGAAAUAACUGCUGCCCUAUUUGCUGCUUGUGUACACGAUGUCGACCACCCUGGCCUUACUAAUCAAUUCCUAAUCAACUCAAGUUCUGAACUUGCUCUAAUGUAUAAUGAUGAAAGCGUGCUUGAAAAUCAUCACCUGGCAGUGGCUUUCAAACUGUUGUCCAACGAUGGCUGCGACAUAUUUCUUAAUAUGACAAAAAAACAAAGACAAACGCUGAGAAAAAUGGUUAUUGAUAUGGUAUUAAGCACAGACAUGUCUAAACACAUGAGUUUGCUAGCAGAUUUAAAGACAAUGGUGGAAACCAAAAAGGUGGCGGGAUCGGGUGUCUUGUUGCUGGACAACUACACUGAUAGGAUUCAAGUAUUAGAAAAUUUAGUACAUUGUGCGGAUCUUAGCAAUCCGACCAAACCACUUCCUUUAUAUAGACGUUGGGUUGCUCUACUCAUGGAAGAGUUCUUUCGACAAGGAGAUAAAGAACGCGAAGCUAAUAUGGAUAUAAGUCCAAUGUGCGACCGACAUUCCGCUACAAUAGAAAAAUCUCAAGUAGGUUUUAUCGAUUACAUUGUUCAUCCUUUAUGGGAGACUUGGGCAGAUCUAGUUCAUCCCGACGCUCAAGAUAUUCUUGACACACUCGAGGAGAAUCGAGAUUGGUAUCAAAGUGCUAUACCUGCUAGUCCACCCCCUGAUGAUGAACCGGCAGAUCAUCAACGGCCCGGAAUUCGAUUUCAGGUAACAUUAGAAGAAGGUGACGCAGAAUUGGAAUCUGAAUCGACUCCGAUGUGACGGAUGUUACCAAGUUUGUGUCGAAAGUUAAAUGAAAAAGUGCAGCAAUGGUGGCGCGUACGACCGUAAAAAGACGCUGGCGUCUACAAUCAGCCGUAUGGAGGCACACCAAUUUUAACGAAAGCACGCUGGCGUGUUUUUGUAUCAUUUUCUCUCAUCACUUGAGUAAUUGGAUUGUCUUGACUGGGGAAAUAAUAUCAUUUACCGAACUGUAAUCUGAACUUCUUGUAGACUUGUGAACGUUGAACAUAGUUAGAAGUAUUAUUAAAUUCAAUUUUGUUUACGAAAUGUUUAAAAGUAAAUUUAUUGUCAUCAUAGUAAUAGUAAACUUCAUAAUACCUAUUACUAAAUAUUCCCCUUUUGUGUAGAUAUACUGAUAUUAAUUUAUUUUAUUCUAAAUCUGGUUGCAGUGCAUCAAUUAGAACAAACUAGAAGAGUGAAAACAGCAAAUAUUUCUAACUAUUUUCAAGUAAGGAUAAUUUAUUAUCCUAUAAGUACAGUCGGUAGGAUCUAUCUUUUUGUACUGUAUUCUUCACUACUAAGCGUUAAACAUGUUUUCCCCUUUUGUCAACUCCUUUGACAUACAUUGCCUUAAGUGCACAAAAGGAUAAUUACCGAGUCCAUUCCCUUUUCUGAUGUUUCGUUUGUAAAUACCAUAACAAAAAAUACCAGUGUAAUACUCACCUCACCAUGUAUACAUAGUAUUAUGUGUUUUGUCAACUAUGUUAAAAAUUAAAGCUCUUCAUUUUAGUAAGGUCUCUUAUUCCCAUAAUCUUAAAAAACGA